AUGCACAAGUUCACUUCCUCACUCGGUCUUUUCCUCGCAGUGGCCAGUCUGGCAUUCGCCGCACCAUCCCCCGCAGAGUCCUCAGUUCCUGCCGCCCUCGUCCGGGCCAAUGGAGCCCUUAUCAAGGCAGGUGCCUCACCCGGUGCCAAUGACGCUGGCCACAGUUCACCACCCAAAUUCCCUCCGAAGAAAUGCUUUUCGUCGGACUUGAACUCGUGCCAGCCGGGUUGGAUUUGUUGUCAAGGAGUUUGUUAUGUCGGUACUCUGUGUCCAGACUCCGACAAAGGACUGGCAGAACGAGUUUGA
Molecule: messenger RNA, 306 nt
Organism: Laccaria bicolor S238N-H82
Lineage: Eukaryota; Fungi; Basidiomycota; Agaricomycetes; Agaricales; Hydnangiaceae
Exons: 2
Coding region: 1-306 (101 amino acids)
Source: RefSeq, a predicted model, not a curated record